Oldenlandia corymbosa var. corymbosa is the source of this 964-nucleotide messenger RNA. NCBI's taxonomy places the organism in Eukaryota, Viridiplantae, Streptophyta, Magnoliopsida, Gentianales, Rubiaceae. The record is from the annotation of a GenBank genome assembly.
GGGAGGAAUACAAUUGUUCUAGGAGCGGGGCAAAUGAAAGAGCAAAUGCCAUUGGUUUAUAACAGAGGGAUUGGAUUGUUUUCCCACCAUCGAUGUCAUUUUUCGACGAAAACCAAGAAAAUAAAAAGGGUGGUUGAGUUUUCCUUCCACACAAACAAAUGCAGUUUCUCCCCGUCUCUCCACUUCCCCUACCCAUAUUCCAUUAUUCCUAUCCUGAAAACCAAAAAAAACUGUCAUUCAUGGCCCAUCAUCAUCUCUUAGUUUCCACCCCACCCUUUCAUUGAUUGAUCAUAAUAAUAUACAAUAACUAUUCUAAUGAGACAUAAAUCUCGAUCUAAAACUAACCUAGACUAGAAACAUUAACUUUAACAUCCAAGCCUUUGAGACAAAAAAAAAUGGAUAAUUCGUUGGGAACCGGAUUCGUGGCGGUUUUCGCCGUGUCUGGAAGCGUUGUCCUCCUCGCCCUUCAAGUCCACAAACGCCUUCUCUCUGAUUUCAUGAAGAAAAUGGAAUUUGAGAUUGGGAGAAGUUGUAAGAAGAAGAAUGAAGCACCGAAAAAGAAGGUGGUGAGGUUUGCGGAGGAUGUGGUGGUGAAACGGCCGGUUUCGGAGAACGUAAACGCGGCGACUAAAAACCUGGCGCGUCCAGCCGGUCCGAACCGUGCGGUAGAAGAAAAGUUGGAGGCGUUACCCCUCAAUUGGCAAGCAUUAUAUAAAGGCAUCAUUUCUCAAAGGCAUUCAGUUCUGAUGUAGAGAUAUAGAUUGAUUUCUAAUCAUAAUUAGCAAUAUUUAUUGUGUAUAUAUAUGAACUUUGUGAUCAUUCCAUCUCGUUAAUUUAUAGUUUUGUUUGUGUUUUUCUUUUGUUGUUUAAUUUUUGCUUGUUUUUGUCAAAACAACAGUGAGUUUGGUUAGGGCGUUAAAUGGUUUCUCUCUUUAGAGUUUGUAUAGAAAUAUUUGUCCACGAA